Messenger RNA from Centruroides sculpturatus (bark scorpion), 495 nucleotides. RefSeq lists its product as uncharacterized. Gene Ontology annotation, molecular function: box C/D methylation guide snoRNP complex binding. The record is from RefSeq and is a predicted model, not a curated record. The transcript has 4 exons. Gene Ontology annotation, biological process: box C/D snoRNP assembly. Bases 57 to 452 code for a protein of 131 amino acids. NCBI's taxonomy places the organism in Eukaryota, Metazoa, Arthropoda, Arachnida, Scorpiones, Buthidae.
UUAAUUAUUAUUAUUUUAAAGUCUCUCGUCAGAGGGCAUUGCUUUUCUUUUUCGGCAUGGACAAGAAACGUAAACGGUCGAAGCAGCUAUUGGCAGUUGAACAUUCUGUUACGGAUGCAGAACAUGUGUCUAACCUAAUAUUUGAAAAGAAAGCACCUAUAAUCAAACCAAUUCAAAGCUCAGUAUUAUCCAAAGUACAAAAGUUCCUCCCACAACUGGAAGCUGCUGAAAAACAUCUUAAGACUCUAUCUCCAGAAGAUUACAAUAUAGAAUGCAUAGCUGAAGAUUCUACAUUCAUUGAAAUGAAUGUCGCAUUAUUGCCAGAUGAAAGUGAAAGUGAAGAUUCAGAUAUUGAAAAUGGACAGAUAAAGAUUAAAAAAUUGUCAAAAAAUCCUCAAAUAUCAGUUGUAAAUAAUAAGGAAAACAAUAGGAUAAAUGAUGUAAAAUCCUAGAUUAUGUAAAUACAGGUUUUUAUAUUAAAAUGCUAACAAUGAA